This is a messenger RNA of Panicum virgatum (switchgrass), 755 nucleotides long. RefSeq names its product norbelladine synthase-like. Gene Ontology annotation, biological process: defense response; abscisic acid-activated signaling pathway. The record is from RefSeq and is a predicted model, not a curated record. Bases 79 to 567 code for a protein of 162 amino acids. Gene Ontology annotation, cellular component: nucleus; cytoplasm. NCBI's taxonomy places the organism in Eukaryota, Viridiplantae, Streptophyta, Magnoliopsida, Poales, Poaceae. Gene Ontology annotation, molecular function: abscisic acid binding; protein phosphatase inhibitor activity; signaling receptor activity. The transcript is spliced from 2 exons.
AUCAACUCACUGCCUCACAGUACACAUAGGCACCUCAGUCAGCUGAUCGAAGGUCGAGUGAUCGAGCUGGAAGUUGAAAUGAAGGGGAGCAAGGUCCACGACCACGAGACCGACGUCCCCGCCUCCAACCUGUGGGCGAUCUACGGCACGCUCCGCGCCGCCGAGCUGUUGCCGGAGCUGCUCCCGCACGUCCUGGCCAAGGUCGAGGUUGUCAGUGGCGACGGCGGCGUCGGUACCAUCUUGCAGCUGACGUUCCCCCCUGGUAUUCCUGGCCUGGAGAGUUACAAGGAGAAGUUCACCAAGGUUGACGACGAGAACUAUAUCAAGGAGGCGCAGGCGAUCGAUGGCGACAUCCUCAAGCUGGGGUUCCUCUCCUAUAUGAUACGGUUCGAGGUCAUCGCAAAGGGGCCCGACUCGUCGGUGAUACGAUCGACUGUGGAGUACGAGAUCGAUGACGCGCACCCGGAGCUUGAAGCGAUGGUCAGCACGGCGCCUUUGGCUGAGACCGCCGAGAAAUUCUCCGAGCAUGCCAAGGAGAAGAAGGUCAUCACUCAGGCAACCCCUUGAUUGGAAGAGCUCAAGAGCAAAGCUUAUCACAAAAGACAAAUGAUCUACUACGAUUGCGGCGUGUGUCUCUAUUUUGCAUCUCGAGUGUUGCUGUGAACGCGAAUUUAGCCGGAUCGAACAAAUCAUAGAUGCUUCAUCUAAUUUAUUCACCACAUCCACUGUUUCUCAUAUAUAUAACUACUGUAAGG